AUGUCGAACCCGGGACCCCCUAAACGCAUAUUCGAGAGAGUGCGACUAUGCCCGAGCUUGCAAGGAGCUUGCCGUGCUGCUCAAACAGGCUUAUGGAAUUGCCCCCAACACAAGAAGGGCUUGGCGGCUGGGGAGUUUAGAAAGGCUGCCAUUUCCUUGCAAAGGAGCUCCAAGAAUCAAAGCGAGCUAGACGAAUCCUGCCAGCUUCCGGUGGAUGUUCUUGUUCACGUUUUCAGCUUCCUGGAUCCCAUAUCACUGGCUACUGCUGGCUGCGUAUGCAGGUCUUGGAAUUCAGAGUACAAAGACGCAAACCUCUGGCAGAAGCUUUUCACGGUUGUUCUUGAGAACACGAGUUUUGAUCCUACUAGAGUUUUGCAGCUCGCUGGUUUUGAGCUGGGUGAUGAUGAUUCCAGUACUCCUCUGAGAGUCAAGGAUGUUUCGAUCCAAAAAAUAGGCUGCUGGAAGAAGGCUUUCGAGAUCGCAGUUCUCCGUUCGCCAAAGCUUUUGUAUCUCUUCACAAGGGCCCAGUGCUUGACUUGCAAGGCAACGUUUUGGUCAUCGGAGCUUUGCUUGCAAACAUUUGCCAACCAGUGCAGCAAGAAAAACUUCCAGGAGCACAAGCUGAGGCCACUGUUGCUAGAACAGGUUGUCAGCUUUGUUCUCAUGGGAUCAAGACAAGCUUACAACACCAAAAAGGACAGUGAUUCAGACGAAGACCAGUAUCUUCCUUACGCGAAGUUGUGGGAGUAUGCAAAGUGGUUGAGAUAGCCGUUUUUUAUUUUUGUUAGUAAUCAAGUUCACCAUUGUGACCGGUGGCAAACAAGGCGCCCUUCUUCAUAUCAUCAAGACGAGGAAAUCAUCUUUAGAUUGAAUGGAGAGGUGGAAUCACUGGGCCGACCUCUCAAGAAACUUGUCGAUCUAAUGGGUCCCUAGUGUGUGUGAUUUUUUGAAGUUGAAAACAUUAUUAAUAAUCAAAUGAAUUAACAACAAUUUAGUUU
Messenger RNA from Selaginella moellendorffii, 998 nucleotides. Its product is annotated as F-box protein At5g52880. The record is from RefSeq and is a predicted model, not a curated record. The transcript is spliced from 7 exons. Gene Ontology annotation, molecular function: protein binding. Bases 1 to 768 code for a protein of 255 amino acids. NCBI's taxonomy places the organism in Eukaryota, Viridiplantae, Streptophyta, Lycopodiopsida, Selaginellales, Selaginellaceae.